Molecule: messenger RNA, 2768 nt
Organism: Nannospalax galili (Upper Galilee mountains blind mole rat)
Lineage: Eukaryota; Metazoa; Chordata; Mammalia; Rodentia; Spalacidae
Gene: Drc7
Product: dynein regulatory complex subunit 7
Exons: 17
Coding region: 1-2628 (875 amino acids)
Biological process (GO): flagellated sperm motility
Cellular component (GO): motile cilium
Source: RefSeq, a predicted model, not a curated record
AUGGAGGUCCUGAGGGAGAAAGUGGAGGAGGAGGAGGCAGCGGAGCGUGAGGAGGCGGCUGAGCAGGCAGAACAUGCUGAAAAGAUGGAGAGGAUGGUGAGGCUGGCCGAGGUGAGCAAGGAGGAAAGGAUCCUGACCCAGGAUGAACUCCGAGAUCUGGAGAAGAAAAUGAUGGCUGUUGAGAUCCCCAUCCCAGCUGAGCGCCCGAUUAUAAACAAGGCCAUCAUUGACGUCAGCAAGCUGCCUCCUUCCUACACCACCAACUCACCCAAGGAGGAACACCUGUUGCAAGUGGCAGACAACUUCUCCCGCCAGUAUAGCCAUCUGUGCCCCGACCGUGUGCCUCUCUUCUUGUACCCACUGAAUGAGUGUGAAGUUCCUAAGUUCGUGAGUACUACCCUCAGGCCCACGCUGAUGCCCUACCCUGAGCUCUACAACUGGGACAGCUGUGCCCAGUUCGUAUCUGACUUCCUCACCAUGGUUCCCCUGCUCGACCCUCUCAAACCGCCCUUGUACCUGUAUUCCUCGACCACGGUGCUCAAGCGCCAGAAAGGGAACUGCUUCGACUUCAGCACUCUGCUCUGCUCCAUGCUCAUCGGCUCUGGUUAUGAUGCCUACUGUGUUAAUGGCUAUGGCUCGCUGGACUUGUGCCUCAUGGACCUGACACGGGAGGUGUGCCCACUCACUGUCAAAGCCAAGGAGGUGGUCAAGAAGAAGGAAAAAGUGUCACCUAAGAAGUAUGCCGUUAAGCCACCUAGGGACCUGACCAGCAGGUUUGAGCAGGAGCAAGAGGACAAGAGACAGCAGGAGAUCCAGGCCCUGGAGAAGAAGAGGCUCAGGGAAGAGGAGGAGCACCUCCUGGAGGCAGAGAAGUCAAAGCCUGAUCCCUUGCACGGCCUGCGGGUGCACUCCUGGGUCCUAGUACUGGCAGGGAAGCGUGAAGUACCAGAGUGCUUCUUCAUUGACCCUUUGACAGCUCGCAGUUACAGCACUAAGGAUGAUCACUUCCUGGGCAUCGAGAGCCUCUGGAACCACAGAAACUACUGGGUCAACAUGCAGGACUGUUGGAACUGCUGCAAGGACUUGGUCUUCGAUCUGGGAGACCCUGUGAGGUGGGAGUACAUGCUCUUGGGAUCCGAUAAACCCUACCUAUCCUUGACUGAGGAUUAUGACGAGGGGAUGGACAAUGAUGAUGAUGUGGAAUAUCUGGGCAAGGAGGAUGAAGACAAGAGCUUUGACAUGCCACCCUCAUGGGUGGCACAGAUCGAGAUUACCCCAGAAGAGUUUGAGACCCGCUGCCCAAAUGGAAAGAAAGUGAUACAAUACAAGAGGGCGCAGGUGGAGAAGUGGGCACCAUAUCUCAACAACAACGGCCUGGUGUGCCGCCUCACCACCUAUGAAGACCUACAGUGUACCAAGGGUCUGGAGAUAAAGGAGUGGUACCAGAACCGGGAGGACAUGCUGGAACUGAGGCACAUAAACAGGACCACAGGCCUGCACGUGGACUACUUCAAGCCCGGCCACCCCCAGGCUCUGCAAGUGCACUCAUACAAGUCCAUGCUGCCUGAGAUGGACCGCGUCAUGGAGUUCUAUGAAAUGGCCCGUGAGGAUGGCCUGAUAAAGCGGGAGGAGACGCCCAUGACAAUGACAGAAUAUUAUGGAGGGCGCUCAGACUUCCUCUCCUAUCGCCACAUCAAUUUUGGGCCCAGGAUCAAGAAACUCACCCAGAACAGUGCAGAGUCAAACCCGAGGCCCAUGGUGAAAAUCACCGAGCGAUUUUCCCGAAACCCCGAGAAGCCAGCGGACGAGGACGUGGCAGAGCGCGUGUUUCUGAUCACAGAGGAACGCAUCCAGCUCCGCUACCACUGCCGUGACGACUACAUCACCGCGUCCAAGCGCGAGUUCCUGCGGCGAACCGAGGUGGACAGCAAGGGCAACAAGAUCAACAUGACGCCGGACAUGUGCAUUAGCUUUGAGGUAGAGCCCAUGGAGCAUACCAAGAAGCUUCUUUACCAGUACAAGACCAUGAUUCACCUGAAGAAUGAGGAGAAACUGUCCCGACAUCAGGCCUGGGAGUCAGAACUGGAGGUGCUGGAGAUCCUGAAGCUUCGGGAGGAGGAGGAGGCGGCGCAUACACUGACCAUCUCCAUCUACGACACCAAACGCAAUGAGAAAAGCAAAGAGUAUCGGGAGGCCAUGGAGCGUGUUUUGCAUGAGGAGCACCUGCAACAGGUGGAGACCCAGCUGGACUACCUGGCCCCAUUCCUGGCACAGCUGUCUCCGGGGGAGAAGCUGACUCGCUGGCAGGCGGUGCGCCUCAAGGAUGAAUGUCUCAGCGACUUCAAACAGCGCCUCAUCGACAAGGCUAACCUCAUCCAGGCACGCUUUGAGAAGGAGACCCAGGAGCUGCAGAAGAAACAGCAGUGGUACCAGGAGAACCAGGUAACGUUGUCACCAGAGGAUGAAGACUUGUACCUGAGCUACUGCUCUCAGGCCAUGUUCCGCAUCCGCAUCUUGGAACAGAGGCUCAACCGGCACAAAGAGAUGGCUCCACUGAAGUACCUGGCUCUGGAAGAAAAGCUCUACAAGGACCCACGCCUAGUAGAGUUCCUGAAAGUCUUUGUUUGAUGCCCCUCAUGGGACCACAGCAGAUGCCAGAGAAUGGAGCUCCUCCUCCCUCCCCAGCCACUGUGCUCCUACACUGGCUGCACUGCCAUACCACCUCCCCUGUUCUCCAGUCUCCCCCAAAUAAACACAUUUCUAACUUA